This is a messenger RNA of Penaeus chinensis, 2733 nucleotides long. Its product is annotated as intracellular protein transport protein USO1-like. Lineage: Eukaryota; Metazoa; Arthropoda; Malacostraca; Decapoda; Penaeidae. The record is from RefSeq and is a predicted model, not a curated record.
UGUUGCAAUGAUGCUAUGACAUGCGCCUUUCUGUUGCAGGAGCAAUGCCGAGCGUCAGAGAGGGAGAAAGGUCAGUUAAGGUCAAACAUCAGGAAGGUGAGUGCCAACUGGUUCGAGAGGAAGGCCCGGACCGGAAGUGAAGGAGGAGGGGAGAGAGGUGGAGGAGGAGGAGAAGGAGGAGAGAGAGGUGGAGGAGAAGGAGAAGGAGAGAGAGGUGGAAGAGGAGGAAGGGUCGAUACCGGCGACGCAGACGGAGGUGGAAGAGUGAAAGCGGGAGGAGAAGGAAGAGAAGAUGAAGAGACGAAGGGGAGAGGGAGAGGAAGAGGAGGAGGAGGAGGAGGAGGAGGAGAUGGAGGAGACAAGGAGGUCCUCGGGCACAGUGAAGCAACGGAGACCCCUCCCGCCCCCGCCGAGAGCGAACGGGAGAACAGCGAUGACAAGGAAGAAUUAGCGGAAGGGGGAGAGAGCAAACCGACCGGCAACGCAAGCGGAGGAGGAAGAGACGAGGAGGAGGAGGAGGAAGACGACGACGAGGAGAGGCAGGCCAUCAUCCGCAAGCUGCAGGACAUCCCGAGGCUGCUGACGGAGGUGUCCUUCCAGGCCUACAAGCUCGAGAUCACGGAGAGAAUGUGCCGGGAGCUGAGGAAGCGCGUCAAGCAUUACGAGACGGUCAUCGACGACCAGGAAGUCAUCAUCCACGGCCUCAAGGACCAGCUUCAGACCUACUUCUCGGACAACCAGCAGAUGGCGCAGCAGCUGUCGUCCUUCUCGAGGGUCUUCGAGGACUUGGAGGUGUCGGAGAGGACGAGCUUGAGCACCAACCUCGAGGCCGAGGGCGAAGGGGGCGCCAGCGACUCCUCGUCCUCGGGUCUGUACAGCCUCCCGAACGAAGACGACCUCCGCCAGAUGUCGUCGAGCGUGAGCAGGACGUACAUCAAGCUGCGCGACCUGAUCUACGAGAAGAAGUCGCUCAUCACCGAGAUCGACCGCCUGAAAGUGCUCAACCUCGAGCUGCAGCGGAGGGUCGAGCAGCAGGAGUCUCGCCUCGAGGGAGUCACGGACGCCCUCCACUCGACCUGGCUCCUGGUCUCCAACAUGAAAGAGGAGCACGCCAAGCUCCACACCUCCGAGUCCAUCCUCCGCUACGAGCUCAAGGGCAAGCGGGAGCUCCUGCAGCACCUCAAGGACGAGCUCGAGUGCUCGCGGGACCAGUGGCACCGUAUCCGCCAGAUGAACUCGGAGAGCGAGGACGAGUGGGCGAGCAUGAGGGAGGAACUGAACGCGAGGAGGAGGAGGAGGGGCAGCGGGGGGGAGGGGGGGGAGGGAGGAGGAGGAGGAGGGGAAGCGGAGGGCGCCGUCGGAGGCGCAGAAGGAGGAGUAGGAGCCGUCGGAGGGGCCAUCCCCAGCCCCCCCCUCCCGCUGCCCCCGUCCUCGGACAAGUUCGAGCCCCCGGUCGACCUCCUCCUCGACAUGGCCAUCGAGUACGGGGUCGUGGACGCCGAGGACGACAUGGCCACGGGCAUCGUGGCCGCCAUGGAGGGCGAGGACAUGCACGCCUCGAGGCUGAGGGAGCUCGAGGACCAAUGCUCGUACUUGUACCAUAAGCUCAUGUCCUCGACUUCCCGCUCGCUCGCCCUCGCGUCGAGGCUGUCCGCUCUCCACCAGCAGUAUGGGGACGAGGACGAGGACGAGGACGACUACGACGAGGACGAAGACGGGGAUAUCUAUUACGAAGAGGAGGACGAGGAGGAGGAGGAGGAGGAGGAGGAAGAGGCAGACGAAGGAGGAGGAGAAGGCUAUCCUUUCUUCGAGUCGGACUCAGGCGUCGCUUCUCCAUCACGUCCUCCUCCAACACACCUCCUUCCUUCUCCCUCACAAGAUCCUCCUCAGGCAUCGCCCUCCACCAACACUCUCUCCUCCAAUCCUACCACUUCUGACUUUUCCCUUUCCUCCAACACCACCAACGCUCUCUCCGACACCCCUCCCUCCCCCUCCUCCCCCUCCAACGCUCUCUCCAACACGCCCCAGGAGGACGACCUGAGCAAGCGCCUCAUCAACUUCCUGCCGCGAAAGAUCGAAAUUCUGCGCCGCGAAAAUGAGAAACUUGAAGAGAAAGUCAGGCAGCUGAUCGAGGAAAAGGAGAAGAGAGAAGGAGAGAAAGAGAGGGAGGAAGAGGAGAAGAAGCGAGAGGAGGAGAGGAAGCGAGAGGGAGAGGAGAGGGAGAGGAAGGAGACGGAAGAGAGGGACAGGAGAAGGAAGGAGAUGGAGCAGAUGAAGAUGGAAUUAGAGACGGAAAGGAGAAUAAGAAAACAGUUGGAGGAGAAAUUGCACCAUUUAGGAAAAUGCGUCGAUGAGCUCAAGCUGGAGAGGAACGGACAGAUCAUCGAAGCAGAGGAGAAACUCAGGCAAAAAGUAGAGUCUCUAAGUCAAAGAGAAAAAGAAUACUCGACUUUACAAGAAGAUCUGGAGACGCUUCGAGAGAAAUACGAGGAGAGAGGAAACAUUCUGAGGAUUGCGAACGAGAGGGUGGGGCAGCUGGAAAAUUGUGAGAGGGAGUCGCAAAAUAAACUGCAUUUGGCAACUGUACAGGCAGCCGAACUGAAGACCGCUCACGAAGAAUUGAACAAGGAAUAUGGACAAUUGAAGAAAGAAGUAAUAAGCAUAAGAGAAGAAAUGAGGAGAAUGAGGGAAGAGAUGGAGAGGAAAGGGGCAGAGAGGGAAGAAGAACAGGAG